This is a messenger RNA of Plenodomus lingam JN3, 192 nucleotides long. The record is from RefSeq and is a predicted model, not a curated record. NCBI's taxonomy places the organism in Eukaryota, Fungi, Ascomycota, Dothideomycetes, Pleosporales, Leptosphaeriaceae.
AUGGCCGAGAGACGUAAGCCUAAACCAGCUGGACAGCUUGGAGCAAGUGCAUUGGUGACAGACAGCCCCGUGAUGUCAGCAAGAGCAUGUCCACCACAGGAAAGCUCCAUCGUCCAGAUAAAUCGCAUCGGCGAUGUCCACAGGAUGCAAAAUCUCCAUGCCUCUGUUGCCAACGUCAUUCUCUGCUCUUGA